Molecule: messenger RNA, 720 nt
Organism: Malania oleifera
Lineage: Eukaryota; Viridiplantae; Streptophyta; Magnoliopsida; Santalales; Ximeniaceae
Product: putative pumilio homolog 8, chloroplastic
Exons: 2
Coding region: 268-534 (88 amino acids)
Biological process (GO): post-transcriptional regulation of gene expression
Cellular component (GO): cytoplasm
Molecular function (GO): mRNA binding
Source: RefSeq, a predicted model, not a curated record
AACUUCAGUUGGCUCCCGUUGACGAUUCGUUACGCCAGAGGGCCUAACAAGGGUGGAAUCUCGUCGCGGGGUCACGGAGUUUUGGGUCGGGAAGCUUCGAAUACGGGCUCUAUUUCUUUUAGGCCUAAUUCAAAUCUCACUGGGGUUACAUGGUCUUCUAGAGUUCAACGCAGCGAAGGAUUAAUUAAGGAAUUCGAACCGAGGAACGAAAAUUCGGGGUCCUAGCGGGGGCCGAUCUAUUCGUCGGUGGAGGAAUUGCGCGAGCGGAUGACUUCGGUGGCGAAAGACCAACAUGGGCGCCGUUUCUUGCAGAAGAUCGUGGAGGAGGGAACCCCAAAAGAAAUUCAAUUGGUCUUCUCGGAGGUGUCAGAGAGUUUGUGCGAAUUAAUGGUAAACCCGUUUGGGAAUUCUCUGGUUCAGAAGAUUCUUGAGAAGAGCAAUGAAGAAAUGAUUGAUGAGUUUCUUCUCUGCGUUGUUAAGGAUGAAGCAGCCUUCAGGAAAAUUUGUCUUGAUACGCAUGGUCUCUUCUGCUAGAAGUAGCAGCCAACUGCGUCGGCAUUGCCAUUGAUAAAGAGCGGAUGUUAUGUAUUGCAACAAUGCCCAGUAUUGUCUCCCUAUAUGUACUAUAGAUGCAUUAGAAAAUGUAUAUUAAGACAUGAUUUGUUAUUUGUAACCCUGAGAACACCUCAUAUCUAAUCAUAUAUCUUUAAGAUUUAGAUA